AUUAGCGUUAUUUAGCACAUUGAAAAUGAGUCAUUUUAUAUAUGUUACCUCAUUUGCUUACUUAAUGAUAUUUAUGUCCUAAAUACCACUGUGGCAGGGCAGUAGGAAAGCCCUGCACCUAUGAAAGGGGGCAGGGCAAAGCCCUGCUGAUUUAGAUGUAUUGUGUUUAUUAUUAUUUAAGAGAAAAUAAUUGUGUAUGUUUAUUAAGAACAGGUAAUUUAAUGUAUUGUUUUGUGUGUGUAGUUAAAGGUAAUGGUUUAUUGUAUUAGUAUGAUUUGAAUGUAUUUCCUGGUUAUUUUUAAAAACAUGCCGUUCUUUUUGUAUGUUUAUUGUUUGGCAGCAGGGAUGGGGAAGCCCUAUCACACAAAACCUUGUGUAGAAGGUGACCAUCGCCCGAUGUAAUGAAUUGAUUAAUUUGUUGCUAAUCGGGAGAUGGUCACCAGUAUAAAACCCUGCAGCUCUCCCUGUUUCGAGGUGGGUGUUCUGGAGGAGAGAACGGGAGCGAGAGAGGAGGACAAAACGAAACUUAAAUACAAAAGUAUAGGAUCAGUGAAGGCGAUUGCCCAGCCUGACCGAGCUAAGAACCUUGGAGUCACCCUGGACCCCUGCCUCUCUUAUUCCCAGCACAUCUCCACUCUGGCACGCACUUGCAGAUUCUUCCUGAGCAACAUCCGAAGAAUCCGACCCUUCCUCACCAACUAUGCUACCCAGCUCCUGGUCCAGGCCCUGGUACUCUCCCGCCUAGACUACUGCAACUCCCUCCUGGCUGGCCUCCCUGCGUCCGCCACCCGUCCGCUCCAGCUCAUCCAGAACUCUGCUGCCCGCCUGGUGUUCUCUCUGCCUCGCUUCGCCCACGCUACUCCACUACUCCGCUCGCUCCACUGGCUCCCGAUCACCGCUCGCAUCCAGUUCAAGACUCUUGUACUAGCCUACAGAUGCCUUGACCAGACUGCACCCAGCUACCUCCAGACCCUCAUCUCUCCCUACACCCCCACUCGACCUCUCUGCUCCGCCUGCACUAGAAGACUAGCUCUACCACCGCUACGCUCCCCUGCCUCCAAAGCCCGCUCCUUCUCCACCCUUGCUCCGCAGUGGUGGAAUGACCUUCCUACAGAUGUCAGGACUGCCCAGUCCCUGACCACAUUCCGGCGCCUCCUUCAGACUCACCUCUUCAAAGAGCACCUGUAGAACUCCUCUGUUUGUAUCCUGGGACACUAUCACCCUUCAUGUAAAUGUGCUUUAUUUUGCUCUUAUCAGCCCCUAUUUUACUGCAUUUAAUCCUGUACUUCAGAAUACUGUAAUCUGCCAAGUUUUUAACCUGUAGUACUUUGUAUUUACUCACAUCCUGAUGUAACUAUCACUAUUUAAUCAUAUCCUGAUGUAACUAUCACUAUUACCUGCUGUAUUAUUGAAUUGUGGUUUGUCAAACUUGUACUUUACUUGAACAAAAGUUAUUGUAUUGCUUGCUCUUAUUGUAUUACUUGUAUUG
Messenger RNA from Acipenser ruthenus (sterlet), 1489 nucleotides. RefSeq lists its product as uncharacterized. The transcript has 2 exons. Lineage: Eukaryota; Metazoa; Chordata; Actinopteri; Acipenseriformes; Acipenseridae. The record is from RefSeq and is a predicted model, not a curated record. Bases 433 to 1188 code for a protein of 251 amino acids.